CAAGUAAUCUCACGCGUUGUUAACACCGCGCGUAAGUGGGACGACGGCUGAUCCCUUUUCGUUUUUAAGAAACAGCCACCACCAACACCAACACCACCACCACCACAUCCUUGGACGAGAGAGGAAAUUACAAAACAGCCGAACACCGUCGACUUUCUCUUGCGGACAACAACAAGAAGACGAUCUCUCUCCGAUUAUUUAAAAUUUAUUUUUACUGAUUCGAUUCUCACGUCUCCUAAUGAACUUCUAGGGAACAAACAAUGGAGGCUCGUCCGGUUCAGAGAUCAGGUUCUAGGGAGCUAAGUACUUCUUCUAUCCCAUCUACAACACCAAACCCUUCUUCUUCUUCUUCAGAUGCUUUCAUGAACAACAACAACACUCAGUUCAUGUCUAAGCCGUUAGGACAGCAAUCCUACCAUUUGUUUUCUUCCAGUAACGGUGGAGCUGUUGGACAUAUCUGCUCUUCCUCAUCCUCUGGUUUCUCUUCCAAUCUCCAUUACUCAUCCAUGGUGUCUCACGAGAAACACUACGCCUCAGGAAGCACCAGUAACGGCCCUCCUGCUGCAGCAGCAGCGUUGAGCAAUGAUACUUCUUGGUGCCAUGAUUCACUGCAUGGAGGAGGGUUUCUUGAUUUCCCUGAAAACCACCAGCCCAGCCAGAUUGAGGAGGACGGUGGCAUUGGUGGGGCGUUUGAUGACAUUCAGAAACGUAAUGAUUGGCAUGAAUGGGCUGACCAUUUGAUCACCGAUGAAGAUCCUUUGCUAUCAACUAACUGGAAUGAUCUCUUGCUUGAGACUGGUUCCAAUUCAGACUCAAAGGACCAGAAACCUCUGCAAGUUCCACCGCAACCACCCCAGAUUGUUCAGCAGCAACCCUCUCCUCCUGUGUCUGUGGAGUUGCGACCUGUCAGCACAACAUCUUCAAACAGUAAUAACGGAACGGGCAAGGCUCGUAUGCGUUGGACGCCAGAGCUGCACGAGGCUUUUGUUGAAGCUGUCAACAGUCUUGGUGGCAGUGAAAGAGCUACUCCUAAAGGUGUGCUUAAGAUUAUGAAAGUUGAAGGCUUGACUAUAUAUCAUGUCAAAAGCCAUUUGCAGAAAUAUAGGACGGCUAGAUAUAGGCCAGAACCAUCAGAAACUGGUUCACCCGAGAAGAAGUUGACACCACUUGAACACAUAACAUCCCUUGACUUGAAAGGCGGGAUAGGUAUCACUGAAGCUCUACGACUUCAGAUGGAAGUACAGAAGCAACUCCAUGAGCAGCUCGAGAUUCAAAGAAACCUGCAACUCCGAAUAGAAGAACAAGGCAAGUACCUGCAAAUGAUGUUUGAGAAACAAAACUCGGGUCUCGGCAAAGGGACAGCCUCAACAUCAGAUUCACCAUCCAAAUCCGAACAAGAAGACAAGAAAAUCGCUGAUUCAAAGGAGCUGACGACACCAGAGGAAACCGGGAAAGAGAAAGAGCCAGAAUCUCCACAGCCAAAGCGUCCCAAAACCGAUAACUGAAAGUAGUUCCCUAUCAAGAUUUCUGAUUCCAGGGUUUAACAGAGUGGGGAGACGUGAAGACUUUUCUCUCAACUGUUAAACUAUUUUUCUGAUGGAAGACAGCUCUCAACUCUGCUUUGUAGACAAACAACAGAUCCUCAAAGAAGAAACCAAAAAAAAAAAAACAAAUAAGAGUUUGUUUGGGAGAAUCUUCAUCAUCAUUCGAAUGUAAUCUGAAUGCUUAACACAUCAUUAGUUUACAGAUACAGAUUCUGUCUGAAUAUUUUUUUUUUUAGAAUAUUAAACACUUGACCACAACAACCUA
Raphanus sativus (radish) is the source of this 1809-nucleotide messenger RNA. RefSeq names its product protein PHOSPHATE STARVATION RESPONSE 1. Gene Ontology annotation, molecular function: DNA-binding transcription factor activity; DNA binding. Bases 261 to 1505 code for a protein of 414 amino acids. The record is from RefSeq and is a predicted model, not a curated record. The transcript has 8 exons. NCBI's taxonomy places the organism in Eukaryota, Viridiplantae, Streptophyta, Magnoliopsida, Brassicales, Brassicaceae.